Messenger RNA from Babjeviella inositovora NRRL Y-12698, 693 nucleotides. It is a transcript of the gene RAD10, whose product is annotated as Rad10p. Gene Ontology annotation, biological process: mitotic recombination; meiotic mismatch repair; nucleotide-excision repair. Gene Ontology annotation, cellular component: nucleotide-excision repair factor 1 complex; nucleus; ERCC4-ERCC1 complex. The annotation marks the transcript as partial. The transcript is spliced from 2 exons. Gene Ontology annotation, molecular function: damaged DNA binding; single-stranded DNA binding. NCBI's taxonomy places the organism in Eukaryota, Fungi, Ascomycota, Pichiomycetes, Serinales. The record is from RefSeq and is a predicted model, not a curated record.
CGGGGGACAGCUUCUGCCUCGCUGACCAACAUCAAGGUCAACAAGGCACAACAGGGGAACCCGUUACUCAAGGCGUUCAAAGGGGUUUCCUGGGAAUAUGCUUCGCCGCUAGUACCGGACUACUUGGUGAAUAGUACCAUCUCCGUGUUCUUCCUCUCCCUCAAGUACCACCGGUUACACCCAGAGUACAUCUACCUGCGGAUCCAGAAGACAGACGGACUGGCCAACCAGGCUAGCUUCGAUAACGGCUCUUGUAACAUCUUGAUGGUGAUUGUGGAUAUUGAAAACCACGUAGAGGUGCUCCAAGAGCUCAACCUGUACUGUAUCAUGAAUAACCUCUCGCUCAUGUUGGGCUGGAACUUCGAGGAGUGCGCAAAGUAUAUUGUCGCGUGCAAACAGGGGCUUGAUAAUAGGGCGACUAACGUCAAGGCUAUCAAGGGGAUUGAUAAUGACUCGCCCAGCUUGGAAUUUAAAACGCGAUUUGAGAACGUGGUGACGCGGGUGUCGCGAGUGAACAAGACGGACGCGCUGAAUUUGCUCCGCGAGUUUGGCAGUUUCCGAGCGUUAGCCCUGGAGUCGAUGCUCGGACAGAAACUCGAGGGGAUGAACGGAUUUGGUGAAAAAAAGAUUGAGAAUUUGGUAAAGAUGUUUGAGGAGCCAUUUGUGUACAAUCGGUUGGAGGAGCGAGCAGAA